Molecule: messenger RNA, 1055 nt
Organism: Paramecium primaurelia
Lineage: Eukaryota; Ciliophora; Oligohymenophorea; Peniculida; Parameciidae
Source: the annotation of a GenBank genome assembly
AUGAAACCUGAAUAAGAAAAUCAAUUUUAAGAUGAACUUUCUUAAUUAAGAGAAGAAAAGGCAAAACGUAGAUAAAAGAGAGAAUGGGAGAUAAAAAUUAUGGGGAAAUGCAUUGUAUGGCUAAUAUAUGCAUAUGUAGCAGGAUUAAUAAUAACCACUAUUAAUUACAUUUUGGUAUUCAAAAAUUCAAGCAUAUAAAGUUGGAAAAAUAAUUUCAAUAUGAAGGCAUUGUCGAAGAUAGUUGUUAGGAUUUGAAAAUACUUAAAAAUAUUAAUGAUUAAAUAUUCCCAUUAUUAGAUGAAUUGACUGUAAUAAAUUAUUCAUAAAACAGUUCAAAAAAUAUUUCAAAAUAUUUAGGGUAAAUUUGGAAAACGAUUGUCCUUUUGGAAUUGGUGAAUAUAUUUGCACAAGUAAAAAAUGUGUUAUUUGUACAUGCAAUUAAUCUGAAGUAUUAUUUAUUAUUAAUUAAUUAUCUUAGAUACCAUCAAAUUGGUUAUCUCCAUAAUCUUGGCCUAUUAAUAACCCAAAAGAUGAUUUUGCUUUUUGGGAUUCAGAGAGAUUUUUAUGUAAAUUUUAAAAUUAUAUAAUAUUAUAGAACCUUCUGAAUGGAUAUGGCAUGUAGAGGAUGUUGAAAAUGAUAAGGGAGUUUAUGUUGAUCUUAAAUUAAAUCCAGAAGCUUUUACAGGAUAUUAAGGUUAACAUAUAUGGGAUGUGAUUUAUAAAGAGAAUUGUUAUUAGGGUAUUUAAUUAUAAUUAUUUUAUUAUUAGGUUCAAUGGUCGAAAUGUGUAAAGAAAAAAGAGCUUUAAAUAAAUUAAUUUCAGGUUUGCAUACAUCUAUAUCAACUUAAUUAAGUGAAUUUUAUGUAGAUCUAAAAACUAAUAAAACUUAUCCAAAUUAUUCUUUGUAUUUUCAAAGAGUAGGAAAUCAUCCAGAAAGAAUUAAAAAUCUUUUCUUUUUAUAUUCUGUUUUAUUUAGAGCAAUAAUUUUGGCAACUCCUGGAAUUUAAUCAUUUGAUAUCAAUUCUUUAUCUUUUGAAGAUGAUUUGANUAGAUGA